AAACAUAGUCUGUGGACCCACAGGAGUCCAUGGGCCACAGGUUGUAAGCCACUGGUCUGUGGCCUUGCAUAGCACAGCUAGUUGCAAGUCAGUGCGUAUGAAUACAGCUGUGCAUUACUCAUUUUUAUGAAGAGCACAGAAUGUACUGGGAGGAGGAGGGAAUAGCUCCUGAAUGUGUGGAACUUUAUGCAUAAAAAUUAGAACUUGUCAUGACACCUUUCUUGCCUUUAAGGGGAGAACAGAGUGGGUGGAAAACAAGUUGGAAAAGCCAGUUGCUGUCCUCUCACUUCGGAUCAGCAACCUUCAAAAAAUCAUUCACUUCAGAGAUGUCUGGUUCUUCUGGACAGCCUGGCUCACAGACAAUAAAAAAGGGUCAUAGAGGAGUAGAUUCCACUGGUGAGACUACAUAUAAAAAGACUACGUCAUCGGCCUUGAAAGGUGCCAUUCAGCUGGGCAUCACCCACACAGUUGGAAGCUUGAGCACCAAACCAGAGCGAGAUGUUCUCAUGCAAGACUUCUAUGUAGUAGAAAGUAUUUUCUUCCCAAGUGAAGGGAGUAACCUGACCCCCGCUCAUCACUACAAUGACUUCCGCUUUAAAACCUAUGCUCCUGUAGCAUUUCGCUACUUCCGUGAACUGUUUGGAAUACGGCCGGAUGACUAUCUGUACUCGCUCUGCAGUGAGCCGCUCAUUGAGCUCUCCAACUCUGGGGCUAGUGGUUCCCUCUUCUACGUAUCCAGUGAUGACGAGUUCAUCAUUAAAACCGUUCAGCACAAAGAAGCAGAGUUCUUGCAAAAGCUGCUGCCAGGUUACUAUAUGAACUUGAAUCAGAAUCCUCGGACACUGCUGCCUAAGUUCUAUGGCCUGUACUGCGUGCAGGCUGGAGGGAAGAACAUCCGCAUCGUAGUGAUGAACAACCUGCUGCCCCGCUCUGUGAAAAUGCACCUCAAGUAUGACUUGAAAGGCUCCACCUAUAAACGUCGAGCAUCCCAGAAGGAGCGGGAGAAGGUCUUCCCAACAUACAAAGACCUGGAUUUUAUGCAGGACAUCCCCGAUGGCCUGUUCCUAGACUCUGAUAUGUACAAUGCCUUAUGCAAAACACUACAGAGAGAUUGUUUGGUUCUGCAGAGUUUUAAAAUCAUGGAUUAUAGUUUGCUUGUGGCUGUCCAUAACAUUGAUCAGGCACUGAGAGAGCGUGCGAUAAUGGAUGGAACGUCCCAGUCGGACACACGAAGGCCAGCUACCCAGAAGGCUCUCUACUCCACUGCUAUGGAGUCUAUCCGAGGAGAGGCCCGGCGAGGCGGCACCAUAGAGACUGACGACCAAAUGGGAGGCAUUCCAGCCCGGAAUUCAAAGGGAGAAAGGCUGCUUUUAUAUAUUGGUAUCAUCGAUGUGCUACAAUCCUAUAGAUUUGUUAAGAAGUUGGAGCACUCAUGGAAAGCAUUGGUACAUGAUGGGGACACUGUGUCUGUGCAUAGGCCCAGCUUCUAUGCGGAAAGAUUUCAACGAUUCAUGUGCAACACUGCAUUCAAGAAAAUACCGUUAAAACUUUCUCCUUCUAAAAAGAGCCGGACUGGCACAACUGUUCCUCGGAGGCCGGGUCAGGGUGGAGCCCCUUACCAAUCGCAUUCAUCGUGUGAAACUAAAGCGCAAGUAACAGCAGAAGCAGAUGUGGAGCAAGGUUCCCAUCUUGGUCGCCCCGAUCUCCUUCCCAGAACUCCUCCAGUAGAUGAAGCUAACAGUGAUUCCAUAGCAACAACCUUGUCCACUUCUUCGUUGGGCAGUGGAGGCCUUAACUCUCCAGCCAACAGUGGCUCUGCAGGGCCUUCCGUAACAGAACGCUCCUCAGAACUGACAGAACAUUUUGAAGACGUGCAAGAGACGGAGAUAAGCUUUUGAAAUAACAGAGGGACAGUUGUGAUGAGAGCAGAAGAUUUCUCUAUACUCUGCGUGGGCCGUAGAGUCUGACAAACAUUCAGCCCCUGCGGCUGAUCUUAGAAAUCUUAUCCGGACAGAAUCCAUAGAAGCUGGAAGGCUUGGGACAUACUUAGUGUCAUAGUAUUAACAGUGGCUGAGCCUAGAGCAACCUCCUCUUCUGAAAAACAGCCCUCAAGCUGUGGCUGGUUGCAUCUAGUUUUUUUGCUGCUGUCCUCUCUUCGAAGACUGGCAGAAGCAAGGCUGCUCAUCUCCAAGGAGGAGCAGGAGCUGCUCCAUGCAGGCCAGAGUCCUCUGGAGAAAAGGAGCUGGCUUUGGGGGAGUUGGUUACCUAGGAUGGAGGACCUCACAAACCUUGCAAGAACAAUGGUCAACUCUGAAGAGCACCGGGGGAAAUGGACACUGGAGCCUUGUUGGAACAGUUUUUGCAACAGCUCAACAUGGUGUUUUGGUUUUUAUAUUAAUUUAAGUUUCUUGAAUUCAGUCAUAUUGUUUCUUUUAGGCUGCGACAAUUUAUCUGUUGUUUUUUAAAAAUAGUUUUAUCAGUGUUUCACCAAAAAUGUCCCAUAGAAGGGGGAGCGACUGUUUUUUGGUCACACAUGAAAGGUAUUGAUCAUGGAUGUCUUUUCUAUAAACUAAUUUUGAGUGCAGCAGUCUAAUGCCUUGAUGACAUUGCAUCAUCAUCAUCCUGAGAAGGUGACCUGGAACAGACUUUCUCUCAAGACUUGGGGCUUUAUCAUGGCUUGGUGCUUGAAGGAUUUGGAAUGGGCCACACUUUUAAGAUGUCAGAGAGGUUUUUGCAUUGCUUUGUCCUGUUUUAAACUACUCCUUUAUUCUCUCAUCCUCACACAGAAGGAGAAGCAACAGAGAUUUCAGGAGCUCUCGGUGCCUGGCACAUUUUUAUGCCUUCAGUGUUUCUUAAGCAAAUGGACCAAAUCGAUCCUGCUUGGUUUUUUCCCCAGUAUUGUGUGUCCUCCUUGGGACACAACUUGUAAAAUCUGCAUAUUUUUUUUUAUAGCUAAAUUCCCUUUUGAUAGCUAUGCUUCUGUCUUACCCCUUGGCAUCAGGGUUACCUUCUGCACACAGUGCUCUGACCGCAUCCAAAUAGAUUCCCAUAAUGCCACUCCAUAUAAACGGCUGCCGUGUCUCUGUGCAGAGCAACAGAUUUUUGGGGUUUUUGCCUCUACAAAAGUAUGUGUUGCACUCUAAUUCCAAGCUGCAGCUUAUUAGAAUCAGCUGAAAAGAUGCAUUGCUGUAUUCUCUUUGCCAUUUGCUGAACAUAAGACUGUGGCAGUCCUUACCAAGUUACCAGCUACAGACACAUGGCUAGAAACCUGAGCAUAUGUUGUACUGAUUUUUAUUUUCACUAAAGUUUUUUUUAUUUAAUGAAUCUUAGUCUUUUUUCACCAAAAGCAGUGACCCUCUCCCACCUCCUUUUUACAGAUUUUAAAAAAUAAAUUGUUGCUCCUGCCCAUGCAAGGGUUUUGUAUGCUUAUUAGCAGUCGUUGCUAAUAAAGGCGAAGAAUGUAGCGGCUUAGAAGGGGGUUUUUAGUUGAUGUAUCAGGGCUGAGUGUUUGGGGGUUUUUUUCCCCAAUCAAUUUAAAGUGAAUAUAGUUCAAGCUGUUAGUUUUAAAAAAAACAACUGAUCUUUGAAAGGCAGAUAAGGCAGAACUGCCUUUCUCACAGAUGUCCAGCCAGGUGUCCAAACGCAAAGGGUUUAGUCAAGCAGGAAAGUGAUGGUCUCUGAGUAAUGUUUGGUUCCUAAGGGCUCUGGAACCUCUUUAUCUAGAUUUUAAACGUCAAGCAAUAUCCUGAUGAGACCCAUACCUUGAAGAUCAAUGUAAUGACGACAAGAAAUGGCUCGAGUACAAUUUCCCUCUUUCUCCCCUCUACUCAGCAGGUUAUUCUUCACACCCUGAUGAACAGUCUAUAUUAGACACACACUCUUUCUGAUCUUCCCUCCUGACUCAAAUUCUUUUUUUACCAGGAGGAAAGAAACCAAUUCAGUUGGUUUUUUUCGUCAUUUAAUAUUUAUGAAGUUGUAUUUAAAUGUUUUAUUCUGGGAAUAGUUACUCAGUGUGCAGGGAGCUCAAAGGGUAAGUUAGGGAGGGCAUUGACAUUUAUAUAUCAUAAUUAUCAAUCUCUGCUUUGCAAUGGUAUAACAGCAAAGGCUUCUUGCAUUCUAAAAGGGGCAGAAUAACUGGUUUAAGGUAUUAAAACUUGAUCGGUUAUUUCCAUCGUGAGAGGUUUGGUUACCUGGCCAACAGCUCAGAGUUGGGUCCGCAAAGGGGGGCUCAAAACCCUUGAUCCUGGCUCCCUGUUUUAAGCUUCUUGCCCUACCCUUACCUCUCCAUUGUUGGACUGAAAUGCGGGGAGAAUCAUCAAGAGCUGCUAAUGGCUGGACCUCUUUCCUGCUCAGUCUACACCGACAGCUUUGAUUCCACACGGCAGGAUCCGUUACUUCUUCGUCAAUCCAGCAGGGAGGAUCUGACCUGUCGAGCAUACAUCCUUAUGAAACAACUUGUGCCGUGUUGUGAAUAGUGUCAUUUUAAUCUUGUAACACUUUUGCAAUCAUUGGCUGUUAGCUUUUGUUUUUAAUAUUCAUUUUGUCUCUUAGCAGCCUGUCCUACACAGGGGAUAAUAUCGCUGUGAGGGGACGUUACAAUACACAGUGUGUUACCAACCCA
Chelonoidis abingdonii (Abingdon island giant tortoise) is the source of this 4621-nucleotide messenger RNA. It is a transcript of the gene PIP5K1A, whose product is annotated as phosphatidylinositol-4-phosphate 5-kinase type 1 alpha. Gene Ontology annotation, biological process: phosphatidylinositol phosphate biosynthetic process. Gene Ontology annotation, molecular function: 1-phosphatidylinositol-4-phosphate 5-kinase activity. NCBI's taxonomy places the organism in Eukaryota, Metazoa, Chordata, Testudines, Testudinidae. The record is from RefSeq and is a predicted model, not a curated record. Gene Ontology annotation, cellular component: plasma membrane.